AUGGGAAAGGAUUACUAUUCCAUAUUAGGAGUCAGCAAAGAUUGUACGACAAAUGAUUUAAAGAAGGCGUACAGAAAGCUAGCCAUGAUGUGGCACCCGGACAAACACAAAGAUGUUAAGUCCAAAAAGGAAGCAGAAGAGAAAUUUAAAAAUAUUGCAGAAGCAUAUGAUGUAUUGUCGGAUGAAGAAAAAAGAAAAAUUUAUGAUACAUAUGGAGAAGAAGGGUUAAAAGGUUCUAUCCCCACAGGUGGAAAUACAUAUGUUUAUAGUGGGGUAGAUCCGUCUGAACUCUUUAGUAGAAUUUUUGGCUCUGAUGGUCAUUUUUCCUUUACAUCUGGGUUCGAUGAUGAUUUUUCUCCAUUUUCAACGUUUGUUAACAUGACUUCCAGAAAAGCAAGACCUUCUGCAACAACAAACGUAACCCCCAACAAUUACAACAAGCCUGCAACAUAUGAAGUACCUCUCUCCUUGUCCCUGGAAGAACUAUAUAGUGGAUGUAAAAAGAAGUUAAAAAUAACGAGGAAAAGAUUCAUGGGCUCUAAAAGCUAUGAAGACGACAAUUUUGUAACCAUUGAUGUAAAGGCAGGAUGGAAAGAUGGAACUAAAAUAACAUUUUAUGGAGAAGGGGAUCAGUUGUCACCAAUGAGUCAACCAGGAGAUUUAGUCUUCAAGGUUAAAACUAAAACACAUGAUAGAUUUUUAAGAGAUUCAAAUCAUUUAAUAUACAAAUGUCCAGUACCAUUAGACAAAGCUUUAACAGGUUUUCAAUUUGUUGUUAAAUCGUUAGAUAACAGAGACAUAAAUAUACGUGUGGAUGAAAUUGUUACUCCCAAAACGAGAAAAAUUGUAUCCAAAGAAGGUAUGCCUUCUUCCAAACUUCCAAAUACAAAAGGAGACCUAAUUGUAGAAUUUGAUAUCAUAUUUCCAAAAAGUUUGACUAGCGAAAAAAAAAGAAUAAUACGAGAAGCGCUAGCUAAUACCUUUUAA
Messenger RNA from Plasmodium gonderi, 987 nucleotides. Its product is annotated as heat shock protein. Lineage: Eukaryota; Apicomplexa; Aconoidasida; Haemosporida; Plasmodiidae. The transcript has 3 exons. The record is from RefSeq and is a predicted model, not a curated record. The coding region runs from base 1 to 987 and encodes 328 amino acids. Gene Ontology annotation, cellular component: cytosol. Gene Ontology annotation, molecular function: protein-folding chaperone binding.